Pristis pectinata (smalltooth sawfish) is the source of this 1330-nucleotide messenger RNA. It is a transcript of the gene dync2li1, whose product is annotated as dynein, cytoplasmic 2, light intermediate chain 1. Gene Ontology annotation, molecular function: dynein heavy chain binding. NCBI's taxonomy places the organism in Eukaryota, Metazoa, Chordata, Chondrichthyes, Rhinopristiformes, Pristidae. Gene Ontology annotation, cellular component: cytoplasmic dynein complex; axoneme; ciliary basal body. Gene Ontology annotation, biological process: intraciliary retrograde transport; intraciliary transport involved in cilium assembly. The record is from RefSeq and is a predicted model, not a curated record. The transcript is spliced from 13 exons. The coding region runs from base 140 to 1213 and encodes 357 amino acids.
GGCAACCACGGAUGUGCUGUUUAUCUCCAAUUGCCAUAAAGUAACCUUAAAAUGGUAUCCCACGUAAUGUCAGAAACACGGUAACCAGUGCGUGCACAACGGAUUCAUACACGUUGCAACCCUGUAAUCCGUGGCAGCGAUGUUGGUUGCAGGUGACACUCUAUGGGACAUAGCUUUGGCUCAAGUUUCUAAAAAGAAUGAGGACAAAGAAAAUGAAGAAGACAUAGAAACCAGGGAAAGAUCUGUAUUUUUCUUGGGAAAUAAGAGUGGGGGGAAAACUACAAUUAUACUCAGAUUCCUUGACAGAGAUGAAGUUUCAAAGCCUACGUUAGCUUUGGAAUAUACUUUUGGAAGAAGAGCAAGAGGACAUAACACUCCAAAAGAUAUUGCCCACUUUUGGGAACUAGGUGGUGGAACCUCUCUGUCUGACCUUGCGCAGAUUCCAAUCACUGUUGACAACAUAAGGACCCUUUCUGUUGUUUUGGUUUUGGAUCUUUCCAAACCCAAUGACCUAUGGCCAAGCAUGGAGAAGCUAUUGAGUGUGACAAAGAACCAUAUAAAUAAAACCAUGAAUGAACUAGGUAAAAAAGAUUCCAUUAAUGUAAAUGAGAUCAAGCAAAGGACCUGGAAAAUGUUGCAGAAGAAUCACCCGGACUGGGAACUUGUUGAUCCAUUUCCUCUUCCUCUAGUUAUAAUUGGAAGCAAGUAUGAUAUUUUUCAGAAUUUUGAAUCUGAAAAAAGAAAAGUAAUUUGUAAGACACUGCGUUUUGUUGCUCAUUACUAUGGAGCUUCACUGUUGUUUUUCAGCAACAAAUCAGAAGCUACAAUAUCUAAGUUGCGAACUGUCCUGAACAAUUUGGCAUUUGGUACUGAUAGAAGCAAAACAGUAUCUGUGGAGUACAACAAACCACUGUUUGUCCCUGCUGGGAUGGAUUCAUUGAGUCAGAUUGGAUCUCCACCUGCUGCUGAAGUUGACUUGGGCAAAAUAAGUGCAAGAAAUCCAAUUGAUCUGUGGAAGAAAGUAUAUGAGAGGUUAUUCCCACGUGAGAGUACUAGGGAAUUCAAAGAUAUUGUGGAUCCAGCCAAAGACCCACAGUACACGGAACCUGAAGUGGAUAUAAUGAGGACACAAAAGGACCAGGAACUUGAGCAAUAUAAAAGAAGUGCUUCCAAAUCAUGGAAAGAAAUGGAAUUUGACACACGUGGGAAAUGAUUGAACAUUGUGUUCAAUGGUGCAUUUUUGAUUACAAAAAUGAAUAAUUUGUGUAAUUCAAUAUCAACUUCUUGGCAGUUAUCUACAAAAAGGCAUUAAAGUGCUAUUAUACUUGAA